AUGGAUGACGUAUGUGACGCCGAUGCUAUCGAAUGUCAAAAGCCACAAAUUUCUAAACCAGGGGAGAUAAUUUAUGGACAAUGUUAUCGCCAGGCUGCCAUACGUAGAUUACCAAAAGCACUGGUUGGAAAAUGUUCUGGUCAUGUUUGUUCAGAGGGAUACAAAUGUGUUUUAAAUGGAGAUGAACUGGCAUGUGAAAUAGCGUAUUGUAUCGGAAAACCAAGACUUGUAGAAAAUGCUGUGCUGGAUGAACCAUUUGGACUUUCUAGAGACCUUGGACACGGCAUGAUGUAUAAGUGUGCUGACGGAAUACAAAUAUCUGGGAAACCAUUUGCUGUCUGUCGAAAUACAGGAAUAUGGACAUCUCUGUUUGUUUGUGGAGAAGGGCCUCUUGUGUCUAAAUUCAAGGCAACUGGACAGAGUACUACCUUACAAGAUUAUCCACCAGGACAUGGGGUUGACGGAAUUAAAGAACCUAGCAAUAUGUUCCAUACUCUACUUGAAUUCGAACCGUACUGGUGGGUCGAUCUCGGCCGUGUAUACAAGAUACAGAAAGUGAUCAGUACAAAUAGGAUAGGUUGUGAUGUAUGUGGUGUUAGACUCAGAAAAAUGCUGAUUCAUGUCGGUGACAGCUUAGAUACAUCUAACAUGGAGCUAUGUGGUCAGUUCAUUGGUCAAGCCGUAAAAGAACAGAUCAUCGUUACACAGUGUUCUUCACUUCCGGAAGGACAAAAAGUUAGAUUAACGAGUAUAAAUAACGCAUUGCAAUUUUUUCAUCUUGCCGAAGUUGAAGUGUACGGUUUUUAUGUGUGACUUUGUUUAAUGAUUAAUAUCUUAUUUUUUCAUAUCGUUUACAGCUGAUAAUCAUUAUACUGAAUUAAAACCAUAACAUUGCAGUGUUGGUUAAUGUAAAUACAAAAUCUUAAUAAAACUAUAUACUUGUUAUAACGUUGAAAUAACUGAAUGACAUGCAUCAUUGAGAUAAGUUAGGAUUAUGGCUUAUGGUAAAGGUUAGACGUCAUGGUUAAGGUUGAGUAUUGCUGUGAAUCUGUUGUUUCGUUGCGUUCUUCUUAUGGUUGAUUUGUUGCUUUAGUUUUAAAAGAACAAACAAAUAAUUAGUAGACAUCAAACAUCCUAUGAAUUUAAUUUAAAGACGUUAUAAACAGUCUGAGAAACAAAUGCAAAGAUACAGGUAUAGACAUAUUGUAGAGCCAUGAACGUGCAUAUGUAUAUAACGUGAUGUUUAGUUUGAUUUUUAUUUACAACUAAAACAUUCAAUAUUUAUACCAAUAACACAAUAUUCAAAGAUUCAAUUACAGUGAACUAAACUGUGAACUGUACAAUAAGCAUACAAAGCUUUUUUUUACAAAAAAAUAAAUCAAAUCAAAUACGAAACACAACAGA
Molecule: messenger RNA, 1404 nt
Organism: Mytilus trossulus (common blue mussel)
Lineage: Eukaryota; Metazoa; Mollusca; Bivalvia; Mytilida; Mytilidae
Exons: 5
Coding region: 1-813 (270 amino acids)
Source: RefSeq, a predicted model, not a curated record